CGAGAGUAGCGCAUUGCUCUCUAGGCAAAGCUGUCAGAGAGUGAAGGUUUGAGAAGGUGGUUAAGAAUUACUGAAAUCCUACUCUGUCGUUUCUGUGAAACUGCGUAAAUGUUGCGAUCUGUGCUCUCGUAGAGGUGUUUUUACAGCCGGGAGAAGCAUAAUAACGCGUUAAUAAGCCGAAUUGUAACGGAGAAAGCGAGUGUUAUCCAGCUAGCUAACAAUAAAAAACAGGCAAAUGGCGUUGAAAAGGAUCCAGAAGGAGCUGACGGAUCUACAGAGGGAUCCUCCUGCCCAGUGUUCAGCCGGACCAGUGGGAGAAGACUUGUUUCACUGGCAAGCUACGAUAAUGGGGCCGAACGACAGUCCUUACCAAGGUGGCGUCUUCUUCCUCACCAUCCACUUCCCCACAGACUACCCCUUUAAACCUCCCAAGGUCGCAUUCACGACAAAAAUCUACCAUCCCAACAUCAACAGUAACGGCAGCAUCUGCCUCGAUAUCCUGCGCUCGCAGUGGUCUCCUGCACUCACUGUAUCGAAAGUUCUGCUCUCCAUCUGUUCCCUGUUAUGUGACCCGAACCCUGACGACCCUCUAGUGCCCGAGAUCGCACACACGUACAAAGCCGACAGAGAAAAGUACAACAGACUAGCGAGAGAAUGGACGCAAAAGUACGCCAUGUGAGAGGAGUGCGUACGUCUGCACAAACACGGCGCAGAGAGCGAACGCACAGAGGAACCUGUUUUAACUUUUUUAAACGCGAGGAGAACGAAAGAGCGAGCGAGAGAGAGAGAGAGAGAGAGAGAGAGAGGGUUAGAUAUGGAUCAACACCGACACUUUGACUGGGAGGAAGCAGAGAGAGCGGAGAGACCCGAGAACACCACCGCACACCGGCUGUGCGCCGUUAUCUCAGAGCCGCGCCCGGAAUUCCGCACAGCUUGGAAAACACUCGGGAAAACCACAAACCCGGGAAAUUAGACUUUUCUGACUUACUUUUGUGACAUAUUGUUUCGGAGUGUUUCUCAGUGUCUUGGGUCGCUGAACACCGGAGAUGCAGGCGAAAGGCUUCGCUCACGUACACACCGUCUCCGGGCAUUUUCUGUACAGAUCGCGCGUGUGGUUGAUUUUUUUUUUUUUUUUUUUUUUUUUGUUCCUAACAGUUUACACUCAGGGGCACGGUACGCUUCAUAAACCAUUACAGUAUUAACAACACGACGGUUCCUCUUCAAGCGGAACCUCUUCUUUAUUAAGCGAGAUUUUGUUUAUUGAAUGUUAAAACUAAAUAAUAAAGCAGUACGUCUGUAUUAGAGAAGCCAGGACAGGACUCAGGAGUAUACGUGCAUGUCCCGUUUAAUCCCGAUUAUUCAAAGGAACCCUGUUUUACAUUUUUGUUUUGCUAAUUUCCCAUUUUCGUGUUAUAUAAAAAAUAUAAAAUGUCAGUUAAUUGCUAUCAAUUACUAUUAAUUCGUGUGUUACGAUGCAUAAAACCUGGUAAAAAGAAAAAAAGAUAUAUCACAUUUCUGGGAAUCCAGUGUGUUUACAUGCACUUCAGUAAUCUGGUAAUGGAAAAACUCUGUCUGCAGUAAUCAGAUUUCAUUCUAAACGCAUGACGUCAAAGCUUUUACAAUCUCAUCUAAUCUAAACCGCCACAUUUUUUAAAAUAUAUAUAAUUUCGGGGGUUUUUAACAUUGGGAAACUUCACAGAACAUUGUUUUCUGUUAAGUCUCUAGUGGUAAUAAUAAUAAUAAUAAUAAUAAUAAUAAUAAAGUUCAUACAUUUUGGAUGAAAAAAACAGAAAAAGAAAGAUACGGUACAUGGUGAUAUUUAACACGCAUCAUGUAUUUCCGAGAUAAAAAUCCGUCUUUUUCGGAAACCAGCAUAAAGGACGUCGAUUAUUGAUUCUGUUUUGGAAUCCCGAAGGCGCCAGGAAUACAAGAGAGCAAAUUUAUCCGUGCUCUCUGGACGGGAGGGGCUUACUCUGUCUCCUCUGUCAAUCACAAUGACACUAGCCAAUCGCAGGCAUCUGUGAGGUCGUGUAUGUGGAAGAGGGCAGAUAGCGCUUGAAAAGAUGCGGUUGUCUGGCUUCAUGUGUCUCAGAGGAAGCACAUGUUAGUCUUCAUCCUUCCUGUUUGGUAGCUGUCUCAUGAUCGGGGAAAGCUGGUGGGCGGGAAUUGGCCAAACGCAAAUUGGGGAGAAAACGGAGGAGACGAACUACAACAACACUAUAUCGUAUUGUUAGCGUGCAUGUAAACACACACAGCGAUUUGAAUUCAUGAAACGAUCCAUGUUUAAUUUGCAGUGAAGCGAACGUUUUAAUGAUUCCAAAACGGAUUAAACGGGACGCACAGAUUCCAUACAAUGUGAUACGACCGUAUUUUGUUAUACGUCUUGAGUGUGUAUGGUAGAAAUGUAUGUAUGAGAGAACUGACUCAGUAUAACAAGGACAACUUGUGCUUUAUUUUCUGAAGUGGUUUUGGCUGUUUGUUUGUUUUUUUUUUUGGUGUGUGAAUGUUGCCCUUAACCCAUGUUUCUCAUUACAGGGUUAAGAAUGGUCGUAUAACACCCAAGCCAAGUCCUCAUCCUCUCCCGUUUCCCACCUCAUGCAGAUUUUAUAGCCCUAAAACCACAUAUGCAUGUUAUCACAGUAUAUGUUUAGGUGAGUGUUGUCUUUUAUUUGGGAGGGGGGAGGGGGGGAAUCGAGGCCAAUUUUCGUACGUUCGUCCGUAAAAUUCAGCACGUUUGCUUGUUGAAAACCUCUCGGAGCAAUACGGUAGCUAAAGCAGGACUGUGAAUAUACAAACUCCACCUUUUUUUCAGUCUAAAGUGCUGCUCUUUGGAGCGUGAUUUAUAUCGAAUCCGAGCGAGAGCGUAAUCUUUAGUAACAAAUAGCCGCUAAUGUUCUAUACUAGCUUAGUGACUGAGUGUAGAUGUCGUGUGAGCAGCACAAGGUGUGGACUGAGGUUUCCUGUGUUUUGGUUUUUAAGCCCUUAUUAAACCCGAGGUACCUCUGAAGUGGACGGUGAACUUUGAUGAUGGGGUUCUCUGGGUUUAGUCCCAACAAUAAGCUUCCACUCGAGUCUCCCAUUCUUUCGUUCACGCUAGCAAGCAUCCGUUUAUUUUCUCUGUAUGUGAAGAACACUGAGCCAAGUGACAGCUUGAUUUUGUCAAUUCUUUGCACAUUAUGAUACAACGAUGAUGCUGUAAAGCGACAAAUGGUUGGUGCCUCUGAUGAGUGUAUGUAGCUAGUGCAGUUAGGGUGCUUGGCUAAUCAAAGCUAAUACAAAGCCUAGCACAGCCACCAGCGACAACGGUAGCAAUCACUACACGCCCACAAGAGAUACGAGCAACGUGUUUUCUGCUAGUUUGAAUAUAGGAUCAUGUUUCUGAUCUCCUGAAGCAAGGGAGGGAAAAAAAAACCAUGCUACGUUUACAUGUUGCUGUUGAAAAACACGUCGGUCCGAGUUUUAUCUGUAGCUCAGAACUAUUUGGUGUUGUACAAGAAAUCGAGACAGCUAUUCACGUCAAAUCGACUAAUUUCUUCAUUUAUCAAGUUACCGUUCGGUGGUUAGCUGAUGAUGGCUGAAGUAUGUUUAUUAUUACUUGGAUCUUUUCUCUAUUCGACUCUAUUCUCCCUGCAUUCUCUCUGAAUAACGUUUAGCAACUAAUCGAUCAUAUCCGUUACAAUAGACUGAAUUUGUGAAUUAGCUUAGCUUAGUAAUUGAUUUAGUAAAUAUAUUGGGUUUCUGUUGGUCGGUGCAUUGUUUUGUUUUGUUUUUUUUUCUCCUCAUCAAAUCCAGGAACUGGAAUAUGAUGGUGUUUGGUAAGCAGAAUACCAAAAUACUUGGAGUUUGUGCUUUUUGUUUUAUUUUUUCCCGCAAAACCUGAGCUUUCACUGAGAAUAAGGCACAAUUUGCUGACGCGUGAACGCUGUCUCAAUCUCCGGUCCACCUGAUGAUGAUGGUCUGGGGUUGAAUAACUCGUCGUUAUGUUAGCACAAUGACCAGAUUUCGAGAUGUUUGGUCAAGAGCAAAACCUUAAAAUCGAUGGUAGUCUGGGGUUCACAUGUAGGCAAAGAGGAAAGCCUUCCACUCCCGAGGCUUGCUGUUGAUUGGUUUUGGUUGGACACGUCAUGCGGUUACUGCAACGACGACACCUUUUGUGGUGUUCUGAACACGAAAACGUCGCACAAAACGUGUGUCCCGUUACAACCUUUGUGGCUAAACAUCUUCUGAAGAGAAAAAGGGGUGUUGUUCAGCCCACUGCCGAAUAUUAAUGACACGACUGGAAGAACCAAUAAGAACGUGGUCUCGAGUUUUCUGUGGAUUUGGGAAUGAAUGAAUCCUGAGCAAGUGGGAAAACACUGUAAGUCAUGUUUUUUCCAAAGGGCCGCCUGCUGUAUAACGUUUAGCACCACAUACCGUAUGUAAACUUGUGAGUUGUACGCCAUCAUAACCGCCUGGCUUUGUGCAUCAUAUACACUCUUAGGAAAAGAGGGUUCCUCAAGGGAGCUUUGGAUAUUUAAGCGUUCGCUCUGAGACUUUGAGGGAUCGUCUAGCGCGGUGGUGUUAAACUCAAACUCCGCCCGGGUCACAUCAAUAUUUUUGUGAGAAGGGCCUUAAUGUAAAGUUGUUCAUUUCUAAUGUAUUCUAUUAAUUAACACUAAUAACCAGCCCUGAAAGCUGAAUAGGAUAGUCGAAUAAAGCUAUUCAACUCAAUGACUACACUAUACGGACAAAAGUAUGUGCUCCCCUGACCAUCACACCCAUAUGUGGUUCUUUUCCAAACUGUUGCCACAAAACUUAGAAGCACACAAUUGUCUAGAAUGUGUUUGUACGCUGUAGCUUUACAGUUUCCCUUCACUGGAACUCAAACCUGUUCCAGCAUGACAAUGCCCCUGUGCACAAAGCGAGCUCCAUGAAGACAUGGUGUGUGAAGGUUGGAGUGGAAGAACUCGAGUGUCCUGCACAGAGCCCUGACCUCAACCCCACUGAACACCUUUGGGAUGAACUGGAACACCGACUGAACCCCAGACCUCCUCGACAUCCCAACAUCAGCGCCUGACCUCACUAAUGCUCUUGUAGCUGAAUGAACACAAAUCCCCACAGCCACGCUCCAACAUCUAGUGGAAAGCUUCCCAGAAGAGUGGAGCUUAUUACAACAGCAAACACAGAGGGGAAUAAAUCUGGAAUGGGAUGGUCGGGGGUGCACAAACUUUUUGCUGUCUAGCGUACAUCUAAAAAUUCAAACUGCUCGAGUGAUCAUGUGUGUGUGCUAGAAGGACACGACCGUUUUAGAGUUCUGGAUUUAACCUUAAUGUUUGUAAGAGUGUGCCUUCGGAGUUAACUCACUGGUGAACUUCCUGUACGCUUUUUUCUGGAGUGUUUCUGAAUGUAUCCUCUAAACGCUGCUUCUGUCUGGAUUGUUUGCUGCUUCUUUUUUUUUUUUUUUCCUCCCCAGUUAGUGAACUUGAAAUUUUGUUCUCACAAGACUGCACUUUGUCAUUGCUAGCCCUGGUUUUAUAGUUUUUAUUGUUGUUGAAGUUAUUUAUUUAUGUAUUUGCUAUUUAUUUGUCAUCACUAUCCACUACGAAACUACGGUCAGUCAUAACGUGACGAGAUGUCAUGUGACGUGACAUCAUGUGACGUGACAUCAUGUGACAUGACGUGUUCCUCUCUGCCUGGGUUUUGGACCUCGAAACAGCGCUGGAACGGAUCAGUACGGACACACUUUGCACUCUUCGUACAACCUUAUCAGGGAUCUUCUUCUCCAUGCUCCAAGUUCUCGCCUCUCAUCAUCAUCAUCAUCAUCAUCAUCCUCAGUCAAAUCUAGCCUUAACCAUCCAACCAGAACUGUACUGUAACGUUUUGCUUUUGCCCUCUGAAGACUUUUGGCAGGAGAGUGCUGCAGUGGACACACACUCACACUCUCUCUCUCACACACUCACACUCACACACAUACACACACUCACACUGAACCAUGCUAACCUCUCCUGGCUACGUGUUUUACGCUGAACACUCGUGUUAGCCGGAGCAACGUUCUCCUCGAGCUCUCAGAACUGCUGAAACUAACCUCGGAGGUGUUGGCAUUAGUGAAUAAAGCUCCUUUGGGUUUUA
Molecule: messenger RNA, 6108 nt
Organism: Pangasianodon hypophthalmus (striped catfish)
Lineage: Eukaryota; Metazoa; Chordata; Actinopteri; Siluriformes; Pangasiidae
Gene: ube2d4
Product: ubiquitin-conjugating enzyme E2D 4 (putative)
Exons: 7
Coding region: 236-679 (147 amino acids)
Biological process (GO): protein polyubiquitination; ubiquitin-dependent protein catabolic process
Cellular component (GO): nucleus
Molecular function (GO): ubiquitin conjugating enzyme activity
Source: RefSeq, a predicted model, not a curated record